Rhinolophus ferrumequinum (greater horseshoe bat) is the source of this 2150-nucleotide messenger RNA. It is a transcript of the gene CALM1, whose product is annotated as calmodulin 1. NCBI's taxonomy places the organism in Eukaryota, Metazoa, Chordata, Mammalia, Chiroptera, Rhinolophidae. The transcript is spliced from 6 exons. Gene Ontology annotation, molecular function: calcium ion binding. The record is from RefSeq and is a predicted model, not a curated record. Bases 225 to 674 code for a protein of 149 amino acids.
GCGCAGGCUCGCACUUCGGCGUUGGUGCUGGGAGUCUCGUGGACGCGGCGCCGUUACUUGCAUUCGGUCGGCGGCACAGGCGGCGGUGGCAGCGGCACAACGCUCAGCGCACACCGCGCCGUAGCAGCAGAACAGCAGCAGCAGCGGAGGCACCCUGCCGUCACAGCCCCUGCGCUGGUGCAGCCACCCUCGAUCCCUCUGCUCUUCCACCCUUCGCUCGCACCAUGGCUGAUCAGCUGACCGAAGAACAGAUUGCGGAAUUCAAGGAAGCUUUCUCCCUAUUUGACAAAGAUGGUGAUGGCACCAUUACAACAAAGGAACUUGGAACUGUCAUGAGGUCACUGGGUCAGAACCCAACAGAAGCUGAAUUGCAGGAUAUGAUCAAUGAGGUGGAUGCUGACGGCAAUGGCACCAUUGACUUCCCAGAGUUUUUGACUAUGAUGGCUAGAAAAAUGAAAGACACAGACAGUGAAGAAGAAAUCCGCGAGGCAUUCCGAGUCUUUGACAAGGAUGGCAAUGGUUACAUCAGUGCGGCGGAACUACGUCACGUCAUGACAAACUUAGGAGAAAAACUAACAGAUGAAGAAGUAGAUGAAAUGAUCAGAGAAGCAGAUAUCGAUGGAGAUGGACAAGUCAACUAUGAAGAAUUCGUACAGAUGAUGACUGCAAAAUGAAGACCUACUUUCAACUCCUUUUCCCCCCUCUAGAAGAAUCAAAUUGAAUCUUUUACUUACCUCUUGCAAAAAAAAAAAAUCAUUUACUCAUUCUGUUUCUAUAUAGCAAAACUGAAUGUCAAAAGUACCUUCUGUCCACACACACAAACAAAUCUGCAUGUAUUGGUUGGUGGUCCUGUCCCCUAAAGAUCAAGCUACACAUCCGUUUUACAGUAUCAAUACUUGUACUACCUUAACGAUAGGGAAGACGUAGCGGGCUCCUUGCAGUUCCAUUUGCUAACGAUUAACACACUGUUUGGGCUGGCCAGUUUUUCAUGCAUGCAGCUUGACAAUUGAGCACAGUCAGGCAUUUGUAUUAAAAACGAAAAAUGAAAAAAACAACUUCAAAACCUAUUCAAAUGGGUUCUAGGUUCAGUCUGUUAGUAUAAAUGGUCAUCGCUGGUUUCGUGAAAGCAAACAUUUUAGAAUUGGUUUACCUCAGGAUGUGUGUAGAAACAUGGGUGAAGGAUAAACUGUCUAGACGCAGCCCCACUAACAGGAUGGGCCUCUUGUCCUUCUGUGGGCCCCGACCCGUGGUGACGGUGACACACCCUGGUGGCAUGGCCACGUGUGUGGGUUUAGCGUUGUCUGCAUUGUACUAGAGCGCAGUGGGUAGCAGGCUGUCACCGGUCACACAAAUUUUUAAAGACCCUUUCCCCAAGGGAGCAUCUUUGGACUCUCUGUUUUUAAAACCUUCUGAACCAUGACUUGGAGCCAGCAGAGGUAGGCUGUGGCUGUGGACAUCAGCACAACCAUCAACAUUGCUGUUCAAGAAAUUACAAUUUACGUCCAUUCCAAGUUGUAAAUGCUAGUCUUUUUAUUUUAUUUUUUUCCAAUAAAAAGACCAUUAACUUAAAGUGGUGUUAAAUGCUUUGUAAAGCUGAGGUCUAAAUGGGGACAAGGCACCUCUAAAGGCUCCCAGCCCAGCAGUGGGUUUCUCUUCCUAUCUCCUUCCCUCCUCCCCUCCCUCCCCUCCCCCAUAUCCAAGCACCAACCUGUGAGCCUGAGACCUCGCCUGAAACCAGGCAGAUACCGACCGCUUCGUCGUGUUUGUGGACAUGCAGGUCUGUUGUAUUUUCACUGGGGGGAGGGGGAGAGUGAAUCAUGGCAACUUAAUGAUUAUUCAGGCAGUAGAGCUCUUAGCGAAAAAAAAACCACUUUCUCUCAAGCAUGUAUUUAGGGGUUCUCACUUGUGCUGCUGAUGACCUGUUUUAUGUAACUACUUGAGACCAUCUGUGCAGGAGACAUGAUUUAGUGUGUCUGUAAUUCAACCUUCGCUGUGUGUGGUAGAAGCAGUAGUCACUUUUCUAAGCCAGUCUCUUCAUGCCUAAAGGACACUACCAGUCACCUUGUUGAUUCACGAUUUUUAAUUGAGGAUUAUACUGAACCUUAGCCUCCUUUUUACUUUGUUUUUGGUUUUUUAAGUUGACUUGACUU